CCAUCAUUCGAGGGAAAAAUUAUUACUGAAAUAUUAUAACUAUCUGUUAGUGAAUGUAAUCCAUUAUUCCUUUUUCCUGUUACUCAAUUUUCGUACAUAUUCAAUUAUGGCUGACGACACUGAAUGGCAUACUGUUUGUAGUCACAAGCAUACAGCUGGCGAUGCAGGGUCAUCUAAACCAACAGCAUCUGAUACAACGAGAUCUAACACCAGACGUAAAUCGAAGCAUAAAAUCAAUUCAGCAGCUUCAUCCACCAAAAAGCAAGACUUGGAAAGUAAAUCCACGACGCAACAGCAACGUCGUCCGUCCCAACACGUACCACAUAAUAAUAGCAAAAAGCACAGAGACAAUGACAAAAACUCACUAACAGGAACUCGGUCCACCGGUAGUCGUGAACAUCGUCGCCAUAACCAUGAUGCCAACCAUCAACAACAUUCAGCAAAGACGGCCAGUAGCAAUAGCAGCAACCCUUUUCACGCCGUCGAUGACAAUAUCGACUCCUCGGAUGAAGAGGAAGAGCACGAUGGACAGACUGAUCCUAUUGAUUUGCCAGUCCCGCCUUAUCAUACCACUAUUGUUGUAUCUUGCCCUUUCAAAGACUGUGAAUCACCUGUCCCUUUCUUAGAUACAACAUCUUUGGUAGCCCAUCUGAAGAAGGACCAUCACGUUAUAUUCAAAGAUCUGCACCAUAUGUAUAUUGCUUUGGAAGCUUAUUUGACUCGAUGGGCAAAAGAAUUACAAAUUAAGCCGUUGUCGGAUUACGGAUACUUGAAAAACGAGGGUGAAAGUGAUGUUGAUAAAGGUGAGGGACAUCCUUUACAGUGCUUUAAAUGUAUUAAUCAAGACUUAUCAACACUCUGUUACAUGCUCUUAGUUUAUGUUAUCGAUCAUGAAAAGUGUGCGCUAGACAAAGCCAUCAGAACUGAGAUGCAGCAUGACAAAUUGAACGAAGUAUUGGACAUACAACAAAAUGAACGUGAUUACUGUUCAAAGCAACCAAGGAAAUGUCUUUUCUGUAAAAUAAUCUGCGAAAACAGAGCACUUUUAUUCAAACAUAUGUUUGCUGAGCAUAAUUUUAAUAUUGGUUUGCCGGAUAAUCUUGUCUACGUGAAUGAGUUCUUGGACACGUUGGAAGCUAAAUUAUCAAAGCUACAGUGUCUGUACUGUGAAAAAACAUUUACUAGUCCGGCUGUUCUACGUAAACACAUGAGAAAGAAGAAGCAUUUCAAAAUUGCAGCCAAGAAUAGACAAUACGAUAAAUUCUAUGUUAUCAACUAUUUAGAACCUGGUAAAAAUUGGGAGAAUUUUGAAAACGAAAACGAUAAGAGUGAUGAUGACAACCUUGAUGACUCUUGGGCAGAUUGGGAAGAGGAUGUUCAGGAAUCUACUAUGUGCUUGUUUGACACUCAAGUAUUACCAUCACCCAAAGAUGCGCUCGAACAUAUGAGGAAAGAUCAUGGAUUUGAUCUGACACAGCUGAGAAAAGAGAAAGGCUUGGAUUUCUAUCAAACAAUAGUACUUAUCAAUUACAUUCGUCGUCAGUCCUCACAUACCAAAUGCUUCUCAUGUAACAAGGCACUAGAAGAUGAAAACGAACUAUCCAGCCAUUACAACAAUGAAGAUUGCAUCAUGAAUUUUGUGCCUAUGGAUGCCGAUUUUUGGAAAGACCCGCAAUUCAUGAUUCCAACUUACGAAAACGAUCCACUAUUGACAGGCUUCGAGGAAGAAAAUGAAGAAGACGAGGCAGAUGACAAGAAUUUAAAUGACGAAGAGGCCAACAAGAGAUACUUGCACCAAGUGAUGCAGAAAUCAUUAUCACUUUCUGACGGAGCAAGGGACAUUUACAAAACGAACAAUCGAUAGACAUAUUAUGCAUAUUUGUUUAAGCUGCUAUUAUAAUUAAGGCCAACAUACUUCCUACUAUUGUAAUAAUAAUUAGAAAUAAACACAUGUUUCGAAAGGUAUUUCGUUGAUGCCGACUAGCUAUUAUCAAUUCAUCAGCUGCCUGUCUUGUGUUCUGUGCUAUAUUCAAUAUGUUCCCAUAAAUGCUCUCUGACAACGUACAAGUGUAUGUAUGCAAGUGUAUAUUACAGUUUUACCAUUAAUUUAAGGUCAACAGUUAGUUUACGUUCAGUAAAGUGAUCAAAAAAAAAAAAAAAA
This is a messenger RNA of Mycotypha africana, 2161 nucleotides long. RefSeq lists its product as uncharacterized. The record is from RefSeq and is a predicted model, not a curated record. Bases 107 to 1864 code for a protein of 585 amino acids. The transcript has 6 exons. Lineage: Eukaryota; Fungi; Mucoromycota; Mucoromycetes; Mucorales; Mycotyphaceae.